Messenger RNA from Monodelphis domestica (gray short-tailed opossum), 4083 nucleotides. RefSeq names its product histone cell cycle regulator (gene HIRA). Gene Ontology annotation, cellular component: HIR complex; nucleus; chromatin. Gene Ontology annotation, biological process: chromatin remodeling; DNA-templated transcription; regulation of DNA-templated transcription. Lineage: Eukaryota; Metazoa; Chordata; Mammalia; Didelphimorphia; Didelphidae. Gene Ontology annotation, molecular function: nucleosome binding; protein binding. The record is from RefSeq and is a predicted model, not a curated record.
CCUCGGCGGCGGGAAGGAGGCAGGCGAGGCCUGGGCCUGGGCCUGGGCCUCGGCGGCUGCUCGGCCUCGGAGGCGGCCUCGGGCUCGGGCCCCGCGGGCUCCAUGGCCCCGGGCCGCUGAGCGCCCGCCCGCCCGCCCGGCCGGCCCCGCCUCGGCGGCAGCAGGCAGCAGGCAGGCGGCCUCGGAGGCCUCGGACCCGGCCCGGCCCCAGCCCCGCGGCCGAACAAUGAAGCUCCUGAAGCCGACCUGGGUCAACCACAAUGUUCCAUUGAGAAAACCCAGAGGCUUGGGCAGCAGCAACAAUGGAGACCAAACCCCAAAUGACAGAGUGACUGCAGGCGAUGAAAUGCCAAGUGGAUGUGGGGGAUGCCACAUGUGGCCAAGCCCUUCUGGAAGCCUCGCCUGGGCUGGAAGGAGGCAAACCAAUUUUUUCUGUUGAUAUUCAUCCCGAUGGGACCAAGUUUGCAACUGGAGGGCAAGGGCAAGAUUCUGGGAAGGUUGUGAUCUGGAAUAUGGCUCCAGUCCUCAAAGAGGAAGAUGAAAAGAAUGAAAAUAUUCCCAAGAUGCUUUGCCAGAUGGACAAUCACUUAGCCUGUGUGAACUGUGUUCGAUGGUCAAACAGUGGGAUGUAUUUAGCUUCUGGGGGAGAUGACAAACUGAUUAUGGUGUGGAAGCGGGCUACGUACAUUGGUCCCAGCACCGUUUUUGGCUCCAGUAGUAAGCUUGCCAAUGUGGAACAAUGGCGAUGUGUGUCGAUUCUCAGAAGCCAUUCAGGUGAUGUGAUGGAUGUUGCUUGGUCUCCUCAUGAUGCCUGGCUUGCGUCCUGCAGUGUGGAUAACACUGUUGUCAUCUGGAAUGCUGUGAAAUUUCCCGAAAUUCUUGCCACUUUACGGGGCCAUUCUGGUUUGGUGAAAGGGCUGACCUGGGAUCCUGUUGGGAAGUAUAUUGCUUCUCAGGCUGAUGACCGUAGUUUGAAAGUGUGGAGAACCAUGGACUGGCAGCUGGAAACGAGCAUCACCAAACCCUUUGAUGAGUGUGGAGGGACGACCCACGUUUUACGGCUCAGCUGGUCUCCUGAUGGACACUAUCUGGUCUCUGCUCAUGCCAUGAAUAAUUCAGGCCCUACUGCUCAGAUCAUCGAGAGGGAUGGCUGGAAAACCAACAUGGACUUUGUGGGCCAUCGGAAGGCAGUCACGGUGGUGAAAUUCAAUCCCAAAAUCUUCAAGAAGAAGCAGAAGAAUGGGAGCUCGACUAAGCCAAGCUGCCCAUAUUGCUGCUGUGCCGUUGGCAGCAAGGAUCGGUCCCUCUCUGUCUGGCUCACGUGUCUGAAGCGGCCUCUAGUGGUCAUCCAUGAGCUGUUCGACAAGUCCAUCAUGGACAUCUCUUGGACUCUCAAUGGACUUGGCAUCUUAGUGUGCUCCAUGGACGGCUCCGUGGCCUUCUUGGAUUUCUCCCAAGAUGAGCUCGGGGAUCCCCUGAGCGAGGAGGAAAAGAGCCACAUUCACCAGUCCACCUACGGGAAGAGUCUUGCGGUGAUGACAGAGGCUCAGCUCCCCACCACCAUAAUUGAGAACCCCGAGAUGCUCAAGUACCAGCAGAGGCAGCAGCAGCAACUGGGUCACAAGAACGCAGCAACCCGGGAAGCUGGCUCCAACCCCAAAGUGGCCAGCAUGGUGAAUGGGGAGAGCCUAGAGGACAUCAGAAAGAAUCUCUUAAAGAAGCAAGUGGAGACACGGACAGCCGAUGGCCGCAGGAGGAUCACGCCCCUUUGUAUAGCUCAGCUGGACACUGGGUACUCCUCCAGGGACUUCUCCACAGCCUUCUUUAAUAGUAUUCCUCUCUCUGGAUCGCUGGCGGGCUCCAUGCUGUCUUCUCAAAGUAACCAGCAGCUCCUGGCACUAGAUUCCAAUGCCACCAACUCCCUCGGCACAUCAAAGCCUUCCUUGGAGCCUGUGGCAUCAAGCUUGAAGCCUGCGGGAGAUGCCAUCAGCAAAGACAGUGUCAAUGCUACCUCGGCGGCAGCCGUCCCUCCCACAUCCUCAUCCUCUGUGUUAACAACCCCAUCCAAGAUCGAACCGAUGAAAGCGUUCGAUUCCCGAUUUACUGAACGAUCCAAAGCCACCUCAGGGACCGGGCCUGCCACCAUCACAAAUGUGAACCAGACUGCCGUGGACCGGUUGAAAGAGCAAAACUUGGUCAAAGAGACCAAAGUCAAGGACAUCCUGGAGAGCAGCAGCGACAGCGAUGAGAAGAUCCCAAUCUCCAAGUCCUCUUCCCUGCCCAAGCGGAAGCUGGAUCUCGAAGGGGAGAUUGUGGAGAAGAAGAAGAAGGGCCGCCCUCGGAAGGACACACGCCUCCUGCCCGUGGCUCUGUCUAUGCAGUCCCCUGCUGCACUGACGGCCGACAAAGAUGCCCUCUGCGUGUCUGCCCCAGCCCUAGCUCUUAAACUGCCGACACCAGCCCCACAAAAGUCCUUCGCCCUGCAGGUGAGCUCUGACCCUUCCCUGUACAUCGAAGUGGAGAACGACGUAACGGCGGUGGGAGGCUUGAAGCUGAGCCGCUUAAAGUGUACGCGGGAAGGAAAAGAGUGGGAGACCGUCCUCACGAGCCGGAUUCUCACCGCCGCUGGCAGCUGUGAUGUGGUCUGUGCUGCCUGUGAGAAGAGGACCCUGUCCGUGUUCUCUUCCUGCGGUCGCCGCCUGCUGCCUCCAAUCGUCUUGCACUCCCCCGUCUCCACGCUCCAUUGCACAGGGCCCUACAUCAUGGCCCUCACUUCCGCGGCCACCCUGUCUGUGUGGGAUGUCCACAAACAAGUAGUCGUCAUCAAAGACGAGUCUCUGCAGACCAUCCUGUCAGGAAGCGACAUGACCGUGUCCCAGAUAUUGCUGACCCAGCAUGGCAUCCCCGUGAUGAAUCUGUCCGACGGGAAGGCCUACUGUUUCAACCCCUCCCUUUCCACGUGGAACCUGGUUUCUGACAAGCAGGAUUCCUUAGCCCAGUGUGCAGACUACAGGAACAGCUUGCCGUCCCAGGAAGCCAUGCUGUGUUCGGGGCCGCUGGCCAUCAUCCAGGGACGCACGUCCAAUUCAGGAAGACAAGCGACUCGGUUGUUCUCGGUGCCUCAUUUGGUCCAGCAAGAGACCACCCUGGCCUACCUGGAGAGCCAGAUGGCAGCAGCGCUGACGCUGCAGUCCAGCCACGAGUAUCGCCAUUGGCUCCUCAUCUAUGCACGGUACCUCGUUAAUGAAGGGUUUGAAUAUCGGCUACGAGAGUUAUGCAAGGAUUUGCUGGGCCCCGUCCAUCACUCCACAGGCAGUCAGUGGGAAUCCACAGUGGUGGGCUUGAGGAAGCGAGAACUCCUCAAAGAGCUGCUGCCAGUCAUCGGGCAGAACCUGCGCUUCCAGCGAUUGUUCACGGAAUACCAGGAGCAGCUGGACAUCCUGAAAGACAAGUAGCCGCCCCCGCUCUGGAGGUGGCCCGCUCCAGGAGGAGCCGCUCCUCGGCACCAGCCUCCGACGGAUGGCCCGGCCGAGCCAGGGAGACCGCGGCGGGCGCGUGACAUCCAGGCGUGCGGACAGGCCCGGCCUCCUUCCUCUCCGGAGCCACGUCCCGGCGCUGCGGGGAGGCCCGCGCCCGGGACCCUCGCCACGACUUGUCGGGGAGGCGGACGGAGACGGCCGCCUCCCUGCCCGGCGACCGGCACGGCUCUGCGGAGCCCGUCGGGGCCGCGGCCGGGGCCCGUGAGCCCGGCAGGCUCCGGGGCCUGCCCUGUGGACGGCAGAGGCGCCAGCAGCCCAGAGACUCCCCCCGAGAGAAAGGCUGCGCUCCCCCUCGCGAGAGAGGACUUUUCUUGGCCAAUAAUCAGGAUUUCCUAUGGGGCACGUGGACACUUGUCACCCGUAGGACACGGCAACUCUAAUUAUGACAGCUCCGUUGCUCAAUAAUUGUACCAAAUUCCCCUGUCCUCAUUUGGUUUUUAAUUUUUCAAUGUUUGUAAGAGACCGUUUUUCUGGGAAGGGACAAGGGGUGGGCGAUUCUUUUUGUAAGUAUAAAAUAAAUGAACAGCAUUGGAUACAAAACGCA